UAACUAGCGUGCUAUAUUUGAUAUAGUGUUGUUAUUUAAUUAAUGUGAUGUCACUCGUCGUGGCGAAUGCUGUAUCUUCACAAAUUCUAUGAGCUUGAUGUGAUUAGUGGCGCUCGGUGGGCGCUACCGGUUUUACCGUUUGAGGACGUCACAGAGUUCGGAUGUGUUGUGUAGCAAUGGCGGCGGAGUAGCUAGUGUUCCGCUAGCAAGGCAGCUUAGCAGGAAGACAGGCCAUGUUUGUUUGGCGCAGCUAAAAAUGGGCUAGGACUAUAGCAUGAUACGCGCAGCUUAUAACAACACUGUGCUCGUGUCAAACGAUUUAGGCGAUUUCUGAAUAGCGUACAGACACAAAAGACGUUAUGAACAUGGUAAUUUGUUUUUAAUUCUACGCCACAAAACAAAAAUGCGUUAUGUAAGAAGGGGGGCGCCUUUCCCGGGCUUUCGCGAAUAGCGUACAUCUGUGAUUAGCCAUUUACUCGAGCUGUCUGCCUUGUUUGUGUCCCCAUAUCUUUAAUUUUUAGAACCAUGACAGCACAGCUUCCUAUCGAGCAAUAAAACUAGUAAACUAACGUGACCUAGUUUAUUUGCAUUUGCUCACGUCGUGUGUUGUCUCUGCGUACUUACAUGAGGGGCGGAAGCUAGUCGCGGCGGCCAUUUUACCGCUAGUUAGCUGUUCAGAGCUCUGCGCACAAGAUGCCUUCCGAUAAACCACUUGUGUUUCCUCGAAGCUGUCCUAUCAGUCUCUACGCGACUUGAACGCAGAGAAGACGUGCAGGGCUGAUCCUGACUCGAGAACUGACUGAGCCUGCAGCGGGCAGCCUUUCAAGUUUCUUUGCGGGAAAGCGGGGCUCGUAGAGCAACGCUAAGUUUCACUUAACCGGGAAAACGGAAGUCGUCAGGCUGGAGUGCGUCCUAAUGGCCGAGUCAGAGACUGACUGUGACACACCAGGUCUCGAUACAUUGGGAUCUGAGUGUGUCAUAGCCCAUACGCAAGUCGGCGACUUGCAUUAUGGAGCGGAGACUGAGAUUAUGACUCAAGAGGACAAAAGACUUGACUUGGAGGCUAUUCAUGGUGAUUUAGGGGCAGUGACAUGCGUGGAUGUGGUAACGGAGACAGACCAUGACUAUAUUAAAUCUGAAAUCCACCACGAUCAUCAUCAUUACUUCAGCAGUGCAGAAAUCAAAGGCAAUGAGCAUUUGCUCGGUGAAGUGCUGUUAAAGACGGAGAUCGGUGGUGGAGAACAUAUUGUAAAGGUGGAGUCUGACCAUGGAGGGGAGCUUACAGUAGAGUCCGAGAAUGGCAUUAUCAUCCAUGAAGCUCAUGGCCUGCAAUGCAGUGAGUGUGGUGAGAUUUUUGGAUGUAUGUCUGAUCUGCACGAACACUUUGAAAUCCACAAAGCCACUCAUCCCUACAUUUGCAUCCACUGUGGUGAAAGCUUCGCUGUUGAAGCCAGCCUAAGAAGUCACAUGAGGAUUCACAUGAAAGAGAAAAGUUAUACCACUGGUCUUGAGAUGGUUGGUAAAGGAGUGAUUGAUGCAUUCAACUUGAAACCCCAUCAGAUGAUGCACUCUCCCGAAAAGCCGCACAGAUGUUCAGAGUGUGGCAAAAGCUUCGCUGCUGCCAUCACUCUCCGGGAACACAUGAAAAUGCAUUCGGAUGACAAACCCUACAAAUGCACCCAAUGUCGAAAAAGCUUUGUGCGCAGACGCCAUCUGAAAAAACAUCAAGAGCUGCAUGCCCAUGACAAGCCGUUCACCUGUCUUCAGUGUGGCAAAGGCUUUACGACGGCUUCCAAUCUCAAACAGCACCAGAAAACUCAUGCUGGUGAAAAGCCGCACAGAUGCACCCAGUGUGGAAAGUGUUUUGCGGCAGCAGCCACGCUUAGAGAGCAUCAGAGAAUCCACUCAGGGGAGAAGCCCUACAAGUGCACCCAGUGUCGGAAGAGCUUUGUCAGGAAACGCCACCUCAAGAAGCAUCAGCUGGUCCAUCAAGGUGGAAAGCCCUACCGCUGCUCUCAGUGCGACAAGGGAUUCAACCAUUCCUCUUCCUUGUCACGACACCACAAGGUUCACCUUGAGGCCAAGAUGUUUGCCCAGGCGGAUAAGGAUUUCCCCUUCGAUACUACGCUAAAGAGGGGAAUGCACACAGGUGAAAAGCCAUACAGCUGCAACCAUUGUGAGAAGAGCUUCAAUCACUCGUCAUCACUAUCCAGGCAUCAGAGGACUCAUUCUGAUGGAAAGUCCUACACCUGUGCUCAGUGUGGGAAAAGGUUCAAUCAUCCCUCUUCUCUCGCAAGGCACCAGCGGGUUCAUUUGGAGGAUAAGUCAACUUACAGUGCUAUUGCAACAGGAAAGGGAUUCCCCCACACUACCAUCUUGAAACAGAGAAUCCUUCAGAGUGAGAAACCAUAUAGGUGCGCUCAGUGUGGAAAGGGUUUCAAUCAUUCGUCUUCUCUGUCUAGGCAUCACAGAACUCAUAUUGAUCAGUAAGCCUGCUUUCCUCUCCCUCAAGUGGUGUGCUACCAUUCAUCCCAUGAUUCAGGCCAGCUUGUAAAAGAGUUUGGCAAAAGAUGCAAGAAAAUCCAGAAAGUCGGCGUGGACCUGCUCUGAGGGAACUUACAAAAUCAAGCCCUUUGACACUUUAAGAGCAAAUAAUUUAAAUUUGGUAUGAUUGACACUGAAAUCCCCUGUGUAAUGUGCACAUGACUAGAUGCAUACAUGUCAUUCUGGAACAUGGCGUGUGAUUAAAACUUAAAACGUAGACAAAACUUCCAUUAUCACUGACUUUUGCUUUAAGAUGGAAGUUUAUUGAAGCCUGGCACAAUCUUGAACUAGAAUUAGGUCAAGUUGGUUUUGAAUGGUAGAUAAUUAAGCAAAUAGGUCUAGACACAACUUUUCACUCCCCUAGUUUGUAUCUUUUACCCAUCUCUGUAUCAUUCAUUGAUUGAGAAACUCAUAUCACGUGUAAAUAUUUGUUGAUUUCCUUUUAUAUAGAUGUAUAGGUGAGUAGUGUGCUGUUCUUUUCUGGGAAAAAAAAGAGAAUUUUUGAUGUAUGAUCCAGUUAGGCUUAUCCAUCUCUUGUAGGUGCAGUGGAAUGGUGAUUUUAGGGGAUGACACUAGUUUUGAAAAAGCUGUUCUUAAAGGCUAUAUUAAUUAUCAUAAACCCUUCAUGAUACAAACCUACAAAAUCCUACAACCUAAAACAACUUGUUAACUUGACUAACUCUUGGAAAUUUGCUCGAGAGCAGUACAAAAAGUGAGGGGCGUGAAAUGUUUUAACAUCAAGUUGAUCAUUAAAAGGUCAACCCAACAAAAUCAGAUAAUGUAUGCAUUCUGUUGGGAGGUUCGGUUCACUUUUCAUGUUGCUAGUUUCCAACACAACUGAGUUGUACAGCUGAUUUUGUUAUAUUAUACAGACCUGGUACAGCCUAAGCAUUCCCCUAAAUGUCUUCAGUGGUUCUCCCAGCUAUCCACCUGCUACCAUGACUGACUGUGCAUUGAAGAUUUUCCCAGUCAUCUCUCCAGUGAGAUAGCAAAGUAAAGCAUUUAGUUGUAUUCUGGAUACAUUUAGCAGAGUAUCAACAUUUAUUAAUAAUAAUAAUUAUAGAUUGUGUAUACUUUAAUGCGAAUACAAAAUAUAGCUUGCUUUUUUGAAAUUUGAUUUGUCCCCCCCUCCCCUUAAUUCCAUGGGUUUGUUUUCUAUUUACAGUUCUGUGUGUGGAGAAAAUCUUUUACAAACGGAUGUAUUUUUUAAAUAAGGUUUGGUUAAUUUAAAGGGAAAUGAAAGGAAUACUGAUUUUAUGGGAGUGAACGUUGUAUCAGAACUAUUCUCUUUCUUUUCCAUUGGAUAACAAUUGUGCUUUAUUACGUAGCAUAGGUUUAUUCAUCGUGUUAGUUAGGUGCCUUAUUGCAUGCCAUGUAGAAAUGUAUGCUGAGCUGUAAUAGAAAAAAUAAGGUUUUGGCUCCUGCUCCCUGUUUGUUUCUUCACAUACUAAUCAAUGUUUUAAUUUGACUUUUUUUUUUUUUUUUGCUUCUCUGUAAAUGGACGAUUACACUUCUGUCUUUUAAUUUACUUGUCAGUCAACAAGCCUCUUUGUAGAAUAGAGGUUAAAGAUAGUUACAAUACCAUUGAUCCAUAUGUUGCUUGCCCUCUAUAGUGGUCAAUUCUGGUCCUAUUUGUCUAUUCCCCCAUCUUUGAGUGGCUCACAUAUAUGGAUAAAUAAAGGUUGUUGACUAUCAACAAGCUCA
Molecule: messenger RNA, 4248 nt
Organism: Carassius gibelio (silver crucian carp)
Lineage: Eukaryota; Metazoa; Chordata; Actinopteri; Cypriniformes; Cyprinidae
Exons: 2
Coding region: 916-2490 (524 amino acids)
Biological process (GO): regulation of transcription by RNA polymerase II
Cellular component (GO): nucleus
Molecular function (GO): RNA polymerase II transcription regulatory region sequence-specific DNA binding; DNA-binding transcription factor activity, RNA polymerase II-specific
Source: RefSeq, a predicted model, not a curated record